UUUCUUAAUGAUAUAUAUAAGCUACAAAAACCUGUUAUUUGGUUUAAUUAGUGUAACAAACUGACAGUAUCUUCUUGUAUGUUUUUGGGUCUUGCUUAACACAGUUUAUCUUCAUUUUUCCACCUAAUUUCUUUUGUGCUGCGGGUGGAGAUGAGCUCUGUACAAGCACUGUGUCAAGCGUGUAGUUGUGCAAUGUUCCAGAACAUCGAAUGUAAGCUGGGGUUCGCAAAGUUCUGUGGAAUCAAUGCUGUUGGAUUAAGCCGUGGUCGUAAAAGCUUGUUGAAGCCGAUUAUGGCUAAGGAAGAUCACGGCGCGUCUUUGAUCGAUGACGGUAAUCCUAAAUGCCAGGGACAUCAAGUCAACAAGCCUAAUGGCAUCAAUCAAUCUACUGCAUUAUCUGGUAAAAGUCUUACCGAGAUGUCAAAUAUUGGGAAUUCGAUGAAUAUUUUGUGGCACGAAUGUCCAAUCCAGAAACUUGAUAGACAGCAGCUACUUCAGCAAAAGGGCUGCGUCAUAUGGUUAACAGGUCUCAGUGGUUCAGGAAAAAGCACUCUGGCAUGUGCUUUGAGUAGAAGCUUGCACUCCAAAGGAAAGUUGACUUAUAUCCUUGAUGGUGACAAUAUUCGACAUGGUCUAAACCGUGAUCUUAGUUUUAGAGCAGAAGAUCGAUCAGAGAACAUACGAAGGAUUGGUGAGGUAUCAAAACUCUUGGCAGAUGCAGGUGUUAUUUGUAUUGCCAGUUUAAUAUCACCCUACCGAAAGGAUAGGGAUGCUUGCCGAGCUCUAUUGCCAGAGGGGGAUUUUAUUGAGGUUUUCAUAGACGUGCCACUGGAUGUGUGUGAAGCAAGAGACCCAAAGGGACUUUACAAGCUUGCUCGAGCUGGAAAGAUUAAAGGUUUCACAGGGAUAGAUGAUCCAUAUGAACCACCGUACAGUUGUGAGAUAGUAUUACAGCAAAAAGGAAGUGAAUGCAUGUCUCCAAGUGAUACGGCAGAAAUAGUAUAAUAAUAUGUAACAUGGUCGGAGGAACAUAAAACUGCUCCUUCCAACAGCAAGGAAAUCAUCGUUUCCUACGCAUCUGCUUCCAUCUGGUAGCAAGGCGCAUGAAAAAUUGCUCAUUAAAGCUUCAUUGCAUUAGGUGGAUCCAUGAGGAAGGAAUUGGUGUUGAUUGGUAUUAUGGUAUAGGGAAAAGGACGUAAUAAUCUAGCAUAUCUUUUUGGAAAAUAGAUGUUUGUUAUUGAAUGUGUAGUGCUUUUGACUUGUGAGGAUUUGUUCGCAGUCUUAACUCUUAAGUGACAUCUGUCCAGCAGCGAAUCAACCAGUCUUUAUCUAUACAAAAAAUGACUAGGCAGUUAUGCAAGAAAUGAUCAGAAGAAACAAUUUUGAGAAA
Messenger RNA from Glycine soja, 1390 nucleotides. RefSeq names its product adenylyl-sulfate kinase 3-like. Gene Ontology annotation, molecular function: adenylylsulfate kinase activity; ATP binding. Bases 151 to 1005 code for a protein of 284 amino acids. NCBI's taxonomy places the organism in Eukaryota, Viridiplantae, Streptophyta, Magnoliopsida, Fabales, Fabaceae. The transcript has 8 exons. Gene Ontology annotation, biological process: sulfate assimilation. The record is from RefSeq and is a predicted model, not a curated record.